AUGUAUGUCUUGGACCGAUUACUUGCCCUUCAGCUUGGACGGCCCAUGGCUAUCCAUGAAGUUGAUUUUCAGGUGGAAUUGCCUUCUUUGAGUGAUCAGUCUCCAUUCCUUCCUUCUGGCCAAUCCGAAGACAGCCAGGUCGGCCCUGUGGCCCAUAGCCAGAUGAUGGGCUAUUUUGUGGAGGUGAUACGAUUCUCGCAUAUUGUCGGACAAGUCAUUCGAAUGCUAUACCGGCCAUCCCAAAUUGAUCUAUCUCCAGAUCAUAUGCUUCAUAGUGCAUCUAGUCUGGACCAACGCUUACUUGAAUGGAAAGUGAGCUUACCACGGCAUUUGCGCUUCGACAUGGGCCACACUUUUGAAAAGUCCAUGUCAUUCAAACGCCAGCGUAACAUGCUUGCGGUGAAGUUCCAUCAUCUUCGUGCGCUAAUUCACCGACCGUUUCUCUGUCUACCACUUCUGCAGAUGAACAACCAGUCCUUCAUGAACUUGCUCAUUCGGGAUAAAGAGCGUAUAUCCCAGGCAGAGUCAAUCUGUGUUCACGAAGCUCAAGAAACAGCUCACCUACUUCACAACGUCGUAGAUGAGCGGAGUUUGGUUCACGACUUCCCAUGGUGGCAGAUGAUAUCAUGUCUCAUCUGUGCAAGCUCUAUCUUAUUCGUCGCAGAAAGCUUCUAUAACAGUAACAGUCCCACGCAUAGCAAGGCUUCUUCACAAAGCCUGCGUGAAGACGCCGGGACUUGUCUGAAAGUGUUUGAAGCUCUCAGCUCGAACUCCGCUGCGGCCAGAAAGGCCGCAGAUAUAUUGCAAGGUCUUUCUCAGAUGCGUCGAUCAACAGAAGAAGCAAUCGGCUCGUCAAACCUAGUCCCUGCCUCUCAACUUCUAUCUACCAACUAUGCUCCGAAGAACGGACCUCUGUCGACCGAGACCAAUGCUGACCUUGUGUCGCCUACCAUUUUCCCGUCCCCGCAAAUAUCGGCUGAUCCGUCCAAUCUCAAUGACUGGCCAAGCGAGAUUUCCAGUGCCAUGGAAUGGUCUAUUCGAUUUCUGGAUUACCCUCACUUUCAGUCAAGUGAUAUUCCCCUUCCAACGACUAACCUAAAUUAG
Messenger RNA from Penicillium pulvis, 1104 nucleotides. RefSeq names its product fungal specific transcription factor domain-containing protein. Bases 1 to 1104 code for a protein of 367 amino acids. The transcript has 3 exons. The record is from RefSeq and is a predicted model, not a curated record. Gene Ontology annotation, cellular component: nucleus. Gene Ontology annotation, molecular function: sequence-specific DNA binding; zinc ion binding. Lineage: Eukaryota; Fungi; Ascomycota; Eurotiomycetes; Eurotiales; Aspergillaceae. Gene Ontology annotation, biological process: DNA-templated transcription; positive regulation of transcription by RNA polymerase II.